AUGGGAAACCACACACGACUGACAGUGUUCAUUCUAGCAGGUCUGACUGAUGACCCACUAUUCAAGGUCGUGCUGUUUAUCUUUCUACUUCUCACCUACUUGCUAAGUAUCAUGGGCAAUCUAACCAUCAUCACACUCACGCUCUUGGACACUCAUCUUAAAACUCCCAUGUACUUUUUCCUCCGGAAUUUUUCUUUCUUAGAAAUUUCCUACACCACUACAUGCAUCCCGAAAUUGCUAGUGGUGAUGGCCACUGGGGACAAGACUAUUUACUACCAUAGUUGUGUCACCCAGGUAUUCUUUGCCUUCUUACUUGGAGCAUCUGAGUUUUACUUGCUGGCAGCCAUGUCCUACGACCGCUAUGUGGCCAUCUGUAAGCCCCUGCAUUACACAACCAUCAUGAGCAACAAAGUCUGUGUGGGACUUGUGCUCAGCUGUUGGCUUGCAGGCUUCUUUGUCAUCUUCCCGCCCGUGAUGUUGGGCCAAAAUCUUGACUUUUGUGCCUCUAAUGUCAUUGAUCAUUUCUACUGUGACACUACACCCCUCAUGCAGCUCUCCUGCACAGACACACAGACCCUGGAGAAGAUGGGAUUCGCCUCUGCUUUGGUGACACUCUUAGUCACGUUGGCGAUGGUGAUAAUGUCAUAUGCUUUUAUUGCCCGCACGAUUCUAAAAAUGUCUUCAACCAGUCAGAGGAAAAAGGCGUUUUCCACAUGUUCUUCUCACAUGAUUGUGAUAUCCUUGUCUUACGGCAGUUGCAUCUUCAUGUAUGUCAAGCCAUCAGUGAAACAAACAGUGUCCAUUUCAAAGGGGAUUUCUGUGCUCAAUACCUCAGUGGCCCCACUGCUGAACCCUUUCAUCUACACGUUGAGGAAUCAACAGGUGAAAGCAGCCUUCCUUAAUGUGAUGCACAGGGUUGUCAGUUUGUCAAAGAAGUGA
Ochotona princeps (American pika) is the source of this 939-nucleotide messenger RNA. Its product is annotated as olfactory receptor 6C74-like. Gene Ontology annotation, cellular component: membrane. The coding region runs from base 1 to 939 and encodes 312 amino acids. Gene Ontology annotation, molecular function: G protein-coupled receptor activity; olfactory receptor activity. The record is from RefSeq and is a predicted model, not a curated record. Lineage: Eukaryota; Metazoa; Chordata; Mammalia; Lagomorpha; Ochotonidae. The transcript has a single exon. Gene Ontology annotation, biological process: G protein-coupled receptor signaling pathway.